Molecule: messenger RNA, 774 nt
Organism: Danaus chrysippus (African queen)
Lineage: Eukaryota; Metazoa; Arthropoda; Insecta; Lepidoptera; Nymphalidae
Source: the annotation of a GenBank genome assembly
AUGUUCACCGGAAAAGUUGUACUCAUCACUGGAGCAAGUUCAGGAAUCGGGGCUGAAACAGCAUUGGAAUUUUCCAAAUUAAAUGCUAGCUUGGUUCUGACUGGAAGGAAUGAAAAAAAUUUAUCCAAAGUCUGUCUUGAUUGCGAGAAAAUCUCUCCAAAUAAAUUAAAACCUUUAGUAAUCGUAGCUGAUCUUACUAAGGAAAAAGAUGUCGAAAAUAUAAUAAACACCACAAUAAAACAUUUUAAUAAAAUUGACGUUUUAGUAAAUAAUGCUGGGGUACUGUCUUAUGGUACUAUAGAAACAACAUCUUUAGAUCAAUAUGAUCUUAUAAUGAACACAAACGUUCGGGCUCCAUAUCAUUUGACUAUGCUUGCUGUACCAUAUUUGAUUAAAAGCAAAGGCAAUAUUAUAAAUGUUUCAAGUUUGGCUGGAUUGCGAGCUUUUCCAAGUACCCUGGCCUAUUGUACUUCGAAGGCAGCAUUAGAUCAGUUUACACGAUGCGUAUGUCUUGAACUGGCGCCGAAAGGUGUGAGAGUCAAUGCUGUUAAUCCUGGUGUGAUCGAAACAGGAAUUCAUUUAAAAGGAGCUAUGACUGAAGAAGAGUAUAAAGCUUAUCUCAUCAGAUGUAAAGAAACUCAUGCAUUGGGAAGAACUGGCAAUGUUAAAGAGGUAUCGUCUGCUAUAGUAUUUUUGGCUAGCGACGCUGCCAGUAAUAUCACUGGUGCUACAUUGCCUGUUGAUGGAGGCCGACAUGCUAUGUGUCCGCGUUAA